UCAUACUGAUACUCAGCGUACGUACGAGAGUUUCAAGGCUUUUGCUGAUGGUUUAUUUGAUAAUAGCACUGGAGUUUCAGCAGAAAUUUCGAAUGAACUGCUUCUUGCAUACAAUAAUUGCCAAGACUACUACAAAACAAACUACAUGGGUGAUGGUUCCGAGUUCAAGAAGUUUAUUACAGGUGCAAUUUAUAAUAAUACCAUUGCAAAUAUUACCAAGCGUUUGCGCUUAUCUAAGCUGUACAAAGAAGACAUUGACAUGAUGUACAAAAUGUGCCGAUUUGAGCUGGCUUGGAAACCGAAAGAAAGCAGUGUCUGGUGUGCCGUCUUUAGGCCUGAGGAAGUGACCGUGCUAAAUUAUGCCGAGGAGCUCAAGAAUUACUACGGCUCGGGCUAUGGUUUUAAUGCGAGUGAUAAAUUAAAUUGCCUUGUCGUGCAGGACUUGCUGACGGUUCUCAACAGCACUGAAUCACCAAAUGUGGUCGCUUACUUUGCACAUUCGCCGGGUCUGCAGAUGCUUCUUGUGUCGCUGGGCAUUGCCAAGGAUGAUGAGAAACUGCGUGCGGAUAACUUCGAAAAUAUGGCAAAUCGUAAAUGGAAAUUAAGUGAGCUCGUUCCAUUUGGGGCCAAUUUUGUGGCCGUGAAAUACAAUUGUAGUGAAGCAGCAGAUAACGUGACUGAGAAGGCUCUGUUCUUCCUGAAUGAGAAACCUGUAGAGUUCAAAUGGUGCAAAAACGGUUUGUGUAAUUGGUCGGAUGUUUUGAAAACCUACCACAUAUUUUCGGACGCCAAUUGUAAGGAAUUUUAUUGUAAGAAGGAAAAACCAAAACAGACGAAAGAAGAACAUAAUUCGAUUGAGAACGAAAUUAAUGGAGUGGUUCAAAAUGUUUCUGAAGUGGCAGGGUCAUUUGUUAAAGGGGCAGAGAAUGCGGCAGAUACUUUUGUUAAAGGGGCAGAGAAUGCGGCAGAUACUUUUGCUAAAGGGGCAGAGAAUACUUUCAAAACGAUAAAGAAUAUUGUUAAUGCUGGAGAGACAAUUGCUCCAUUGAUGGUCACUACCCUGCUGACUGUUAUUGUGAGACAGCUAGUUUUGUAAUCGUGCAUAGUAACGAAAAUAACAAUUUGCAAUGUUUUAAAUGUUCAUCUAAUAGUAAUUCCAAAAACAAUUCCUCGACACUUAAACAAUAAA
Messenger RNA from Drosophila albomicans, 1189 nucleotides. RefSeq names its product multiple inositol polyphosphate phosphatase 1-like. Bases 146 to 1096 code for a protein of 316 amino acids. The transcript is spliced from 2 exons. The record is from RefSeq and is a predicted model, not a curated record. Gene Ontology annotation, molecular function: acid phosphatase activity; inositol phosphate phosphatase activity. NCBI's taxonomy places the organism in Eukaryota, Metazoa, Arthropoda, Insecta, Diptera, Drosophilidae.